Molecule: messenger RNA, 3184 nt
Organism: Acipenser ruthenus (sterlet)
Lineage: Eukaryota; Metazoa; Chordata; Actinopteri; Acipenseriformes; Acipenseridae
Product: tensin-4-like
Exons: 13
Coding region: 182-2374 (730 amino acids)
Molecular function (GO): protein binding
Source: RefSeq, a predicted model, not a curated record
CUUUAUUGUAAAACCUUUUUCUCACUGGUCCCUAGUACAGUACAGUGGUCAGCAGGGGUAAUAUCAGACCGGAGCUGAGACCUAAGGCUUUGGUGUUUUAUUGGGAACGCUUAACUUCAAGAACACAGGUCGCUGAGAGAACAUCCUUCGAUUCUAGACCCAGUAAAAUAGAGAGAGUGUGAUGUCUCAAGUUAUCCCAAAACAAGUGCUACAAGUUGGACAGACAAUAUGUCUCUCGUCAAAAGAAGACAUCAUCCCCCUGGGGCGCAGCUUGCACCAAGCCUGUCCAAAUUGUCCAUCUCCGACAUGCUGUUCCUACAACACGGACAGAUGGGUUAGCCAACCAAUGAAGAUCCUAUCCCAACACAGUGGACGUUCCACGCAAAACAGUGGACACCACCGGAUCUCUGAUAAGCACGGGGACUCUGACUUUCUCGCACACCACGUUCUCUCAGGCUCGUAUCUCAAUGCUAAAAGUCACGGAACUCAAGUCUUCAGUGCUUCAGGCCAGCAGCGGGCGGAGCAGGGUUCUGUGGUGAGGGAGAGGGAGAGGGAGAUGGAUAAGGGGAAUCCUUUAUCUCCAACACUGGAUGUGUCCAUCGACAACCUCAACCAGCUCAUUUUAGAACUGGAUCCAUCUUUUCAACCCAUCCCUGUACGCAGUGGCACAGCAAACCAUUCCAACAGCCGAGAAUCUUCAAGUAAGAGAUCUGAGCGACCGACACAAGGAUCUCACGAGGAUGUGGAUGUCUCCAAAGUUCUUCUGGUUUCCAGGGGCACCUCUCCUUUUCGCUCAUCGGAUCACUCCAUUACCAGCACUGUCUCUUCUAGAGUUCCAAUUCCAAGGUCUCCCAAGGACAGCAGCUGCUCCACCAGCGGGAGCCUCAUCUUCUCCAGCUCCCCAUCCCGACGCGGGGACUCUGGCGGCCCCGCUGCCCAGCAUACCUCCCACAGCUCCUGCUCCAGCUCCGGCCCGCCCCCCUCCCCUGGGUCAGACAGCUGGCCCAAGCCCUUGCACACCCACAGGCAAAGGAUGAGCGGAGCCUCGCUGCUGUCCACAUCACCAGGCUCUGACACGAGCUACAUUCUGGGAAGCGCCCAUUCUCUCCUGAGCGAAGAUGCCGACAGUCCUGUGAGAAAACUCUUUGGUUCCUCAGGGUCCUUCUCAAACCUCAGCAGCCCUUAUUCCUACUCCCCUGACCUCCAGAAAACCUACUUCAGUGACCAAAACCUUGAGGUCUUCAACAGCCAAUCUCAGCACCCAUCAUCCAUCCGUUCAUUCAAGGGACAGAAGUCUGUCUCCCCUCCCCACCUCAGAGGUCACCCCAGCAGCUGCCCUCCUUCUGUCAACAGCUCCAUGGUUGACAUCCCUGUGGUCCUCAUCAAUGGGAGCCCUGAGCAUAAGGACUCCCAGAACAGCCACAGCUCUGGGAGACUAGGACACAGACCGACCAUGAAGAAGUCCUGCAAAGCUUCCAGCACCUCUGUUGUCAAUGGUCAGUCUGCAGAUGUCCAGCCUCCAGGUCAGUCUCCAGAUGUCCAGCCCACCAUGAAGUUUGUCAUGGACACCUCAAAGUUCUGGUUCAAGCCCCACAUCAGCAGGGAUCAGGCUGAUGCUUAUCUGAAGGACCAGGAACCGGGUUCCUUCAUCGUGCGGGAUAGCACCUCUUAUCGAGGUGCUUUUGGGUUGGCCAUGAAGGUCGACGAAGACCAGACUGCCCAGUUACCUCCAAGCCGAUCAGAUGCCACGAGCUCAGAUCUCAUCAGGCACUACCUUAUUGAAUCCUCAGCAAAAGGAGUCCGUCUUAAAGGAGCUUUGGAAGAACCCUAUUUUUGCAGUCUUUCUGCUUGGGUUUACCAGCAUGCCAUUACUAAACUGGAUUUGCCCCGUAAACUGCUUAUGCCAACCACAGAUUUCGCGGAGGCAGAAGAACACAGGGAAGACACGUCUGCAACACAAGAAAAUAAAAAACCAGCCUGCAACCUUCUGUACCUGAAUUCAGUCAACACGGAGUCUCUGACUGGGCCUCUCGCUGUCCAGAAGGCCGUGUCCGCCACGUUCGAGACAGACCCCCUCCCCGUCCCCACCAUCGUCAGCUUCAAAGUGUCGCACAAGGGCAUCAUAGUCACGGACAUACAGAGAAAACUUUUUUUCAGACGACACUACCCUACAAACACCCUCAGUUACUGUGGCAUUGACCCAAAGGACAGAAAGUGGCAAAAACAUUGCAGAUCUGCCAGGAUUUUUGGAUUCGUUGCAAAAUGCCAAGACCUCAGCCAGGAGAAUGUGUGCCACCUGUUUGCAGAGUACGACAGCACAGUGCUGCCCAUCGAGCUGGUCAGGGGUCUGAUGAAGAAUGUGGACACUCAGUGACCACCUGCUGCAGCUCGAACAACCUGACCUGGCGACCCAUACACUGAGUACCAUCCAUCAUACAUUUGGACUAAUAUGAACCCAUAUCUCCAUAUACUCUGUUUUUACAUAUCAUAAGUGUACAUGUAUUAAUUUAUAUCAGUAUAAUAUUUUAUAUCAGUAUAAUAUUUUAUAUCAGUAUAAUAUUUUUGUUUUUUUUUGUUUGUUUGGUUUUUUUUUGUCAAAUGUUUGUUCUUUUUUCGUACGAAACGCGCUUCGUAUUAUCACUGCCAUCUAGGUUACCAAAGCGAUCUAUCCCAUGCGGCUCUGUACAGUAGUUAUUAUUAUCGUUUCAUUGCUGGUGAUUUUAUUUCAUGAGGUGGCUCGCCCUCUAGUGGUUGGGAAGAACUACUCCAUGGAACACCAGGCUAUCGUGUUUAAGAAAACUAGACAGCAUUCAAAAUUCUGCUUUAAAAAACACAAAAUGGUCACGCUUUGUUUCAAGGCUCACUUUUUUAUGUUUUAUUUAUAUUUCUUACCGUAUAUUCUUAUUAUGUAUCAUUAGUUUGAGUUUAUAAUAAUUAGAACAGGUUCUUUAUAUAGUCCAGUGAUUAUAGUAUUUCAAAUGCAAAAGACUAAUGCUAACUUUCCAUGUUUUAAAAUGAUCCAGAAAUCAGAAAUGAUAGUGCUAUGAUUCAUUUGUACUGCAAUAAAUCCAGUUUGAUAUAAGUAGCAAGGAAUUUGCAUGGUACUAGUAUUGCAAAACCUGGUUUACAGAUCACUGUUUGUCAUUGUAACCCCAUAAUCAAUGCAUAUAAUAAAAAGAAACCA